UGUCAGUAAAAUAAAUUAAUUCGUUAUGAGCCACUACACUUUUCCGUAUGCUUCAUCAUUUCCCUGCGGAGAUGGUGACUAUCAGGGCCAUGGAAGAGUAGACCAGUAUUAUGACAUGCCUUCUACCUCCAGGGGUGACAACAGGUAUUAUAGAGAUGAAAAGAAAAAGUAUGAUGUGGAAUCCAGAAGCAGAAGUGCGUCGCGAUCACGAUCGAGAAGCAAAACCCGAUCACGAUCGAGUACCUCGUCUUCCCGCCGUGAUCGAGUCGAACUCGGGUCGAAGCUAAAGUUUACAGAUACUUUUCGUGUAUUAUAUUUGACGAGAAGUAAAUCUAAGAACAACACGUCAAAAUAUUUAGUGAUAAAAAAGAAGCAAGAUCGUAUCCAGGAAUUCCUCAAAAGGGACGGCUUAGGUUCAAAGCACUGGCUCUUUUAUCCGAGACCUAAAGACACGGUGAAAAAACCCGAAGAUGUUCGAGAUUCUCAAACAAAUUGUGAUAAAAGAAUAAAGGUGGAUGGGGACUUCUUCAAGAAAUGUAAGAGGACGAAAAAUCUAGAUACAAGUGGUCCGAUUGCAAAGCUGAAAACUUGGGAGUUGAUAUUCUAUAAGAAAUUAGGGUUUAUACAGGCUGUGUAAUAAACUGUACUUUUUUAAAU
This is a messenger RNA of Aricia agestis (brown argus), 657 nucleotides long. RefSeq lists its product as uncharacterized. Bases 26 to 637 code for a protein of 203 amino acids. The record is from RefSeq and is a predicted model, not a curated record. The transcript is spliced from 3 exons. Lineage: Eukaryota; Metazoa; Arthropoda; Insecta; Lepidoptera; Lycaenidae.